ACCUGCCCUGCCUGGCCGUGCAUCCUGCAGCCUCACCACCACUGCGACCACUCGGGGCACAAACAACGCAAACAACACACAAAGCACAGCUACAACACUGAAAAGCACACAAACAAUCAGCGUGAGGUGAAAGGAAUGAACAGAAAAGCAAACAUACAAACAAGAACAGCACCAAACGAAAGAAAGAGACAAAAAGAAAGAGAGAUCACCAAAACAAAACAAAAAAAUAGAGGAGGACGGGUCGUGUCCACGCGUCCCUCGCCCCGCCAUCAGCUGACACCUGGGCUGAGUUAGUGAGUCACACGGGCGCCUGAUGAUGAUGGGUGGGCGACGGGCACGCGUCGCGGCGUCUGGCAGUGAUAGCAAGGUAUAUAAAGCCUGCAGGAGGGACGAGGGGCAGGAGUCGCCGUGUGGCAGUGGUGGUGAGGAGGGCGAGCUACGGGCCGGCUCUCACCGCACCUCGGGGCCUUCACACGCACUCACCACUCACCCGCACCCACUACACCCUUCACUCCUCCUUCAAGCUUUCCCUCUCCUCCGCCUCCCUCAAAAGUCCUUGUCUGCCUCCCCCUCCUCCUCCUUCUCCCAGUGUAUUUAUGCCCGUGGGAAGCGAGUGGCGGUGCCCUCCCUGACUCCCAAGGCGGGCGGGACUAGCUGGGUCUUGCCGCCGAGCGUGACUCCCCGCUCCUGACGCAGCCUCCCUGGUAGUCACGCUCCUCCUGACUCACGUGGCGCGCUAAGGAAACUAGAUCUCGGUGGCAUGGGCGUGGCGCGGGUGACAGUGUGGGUGGCGUGGGUGGCAGCCAGCGCAGUGAUGGUGGCAGUGGAGUGGGCGCCUCUUGCUAAGGGGGCGCCGUCACCCAGCGUGCAGAGUUUCUCCAUGGCUCACUUCGGUUUCACGCUCGACCUGUACACGGCGCUGGUGAACGAGAGUGCUAAGGAGGACAACCUGCUCUUCAGCUCCGUGGGUCUGGCGGCUGUGCUCUCUCCUCUCCUGGCCAGCAGCGACUCUCUCAUUAGUCAGCAGAUUAGAGAGGUGAUGCGCCUCUCUAACAUGAGCGUCGCCUGUGUGGAGAAGGGCCACACUGAUAUGCUCACCCACUUCAAGAACACUUACUACAACGAGGUGCUCCAGCUUGGCUACACUGUGUUCUUCCCGCCCUCCGCCCACGCCACCAGCGCCCUCUAUCCUGAAGGCAUAGCGCAACAGGUGGACUUCCUCGAGAAUGCUGAAGAGGUGACUGCGAGAGUGAACGAGUGGGUGACGACGGUGACGGGAGGACGCGUGGGGCCCGUGGAUGGCGUGACGGAGGCGCUGCCGGCCGGGGGAGACGCGGGGAUAGCCGUGGUGGCCCUCGCCUUCUCUGGCCAAUGGCUCCACGGCUUUCAACCUGAGCUGACUUUCGACAAGGGUCUCUUUUACACCACGCCCCAGGAAAGGUUCGAGAUCCCGAUGAUGGUGGGUCGCCUGGAGCUCCCUCUGGGCUCCUACCCGCCCCUGGAGGUGCGGGUGCUGGAGCUGCCCCUCGCCGCCCGCCGCGCCUCCACCUUCAUCCUGCUGCCGGACCACCCCGAGCGAGGCCUGGCGCCCCUCGAACACAACAUGACACAGAACAACAUGAAAGCGCUCUUCUCCAGCCUCAAGGACGAGCGAGUGAACCUUCGUCUGCCAAGGUUUCGAGUGGAGGUCACCCAACCGAUAAAGUCAGCCCUCGCCUCUCUGGGCCUGAACAGCGUGUUCCCUCAGCUCCUGCAGGACAUCCACCACAGGUUGGUGGUGGAGGUGCGGGAGGCGGGCGAGAACAACACCCACGCCCAGGACUCCCGCGGGGACCAGGUGGGGACUUUUGGGGACAAGUACUUCGAAGUGGACCAUCCGUUCGUCUUCUUCGUGUGGGACUACCGGGUCAGCAGCGUCCUGGUGAUGGGCCGCGUGGUCUCGCCCGAACCCAUUCUUGUCAACUAACUCGACCCCUGGUGGCCUUGAGGGGAAUUAUGAUCGUUCACCGUUUUCUUUUCUUUUUCCUUCCUUCUCUUCUAUUCCUUUUACACAUUCACUCCUUUAUUCUUUCUUCCUUUGUAUUUUUCUCUUCACUACGUUUCGCUGAAUAUCUCCACACUCAUUUUGCGCUCAACUUUGCAUACAUACAUACAUGCAUACAUACAUUCAUACAUACAUACAUACACACAGUCAAAUUUACGUAUACAUGUUCUACACUGAGAGAAAUACACAUUUUCUUAGCAUUCCCCUUCACUCAAGAGCACAACACCAUCUCCUUUAUCUUUUUUUUUUUCACAAUUUCCAAGCUUCCUAUUCUCUUAUCGUGUUAUUUCUCGUGUUAUCUCUCGUGUUAUCUCCACGUAGGAUGAUCUCAUAGUCCUUCUGUCCGGCAGUUGGUGAUUGGCGCUUGUCACCCUGAAGCAGAGGUCCAAACAAGCUUUUCAUCACUUGUUGCUCAGCUUUCACUCGCGUCGGGGAGCCUCAGUGGCCGCGGCGGUGACCUGCGAGUGUCCCAAGAGGAGCGCAUCACCCUGGGCUCUGCUGCAGGGCUCCACGCAAUCAAUGAACUGGUCGUUACUGGUCGUAGGGUAUGCAAGUUUAAGUGUCAUAUUAACAGCCUUUCGCGUGGUUGUUUGCCCCACAGUAAGCCACGACAAGCCAGACGGGGCGUCCCGUGCACCGGUAGGCUGCGUUCUUAAACGUUUCACUCAGAGUUUUGUCCUUCAUUAUUUUUUCUAUGGUACUUUAGUGCAGUAUUGCAAGUCACUGGAGUUUUUAAUUGUGCUUACAUGAUUCUAAUGAUGAUUUAACGAGGAUUUCGUAUAAAGAAAUAUAAAAAAACAUGAAAACCCACAGUCUUGAUAACGUUUAAUAUUCUUAAACGUUUCUACGUCUUAUCUCUGACUAUUUUGAACAAGUUCUACGAAAGUACUGCAAGUUACUGGACUUUACUAGAGUGUUUAAAUUAUUCUAGUGAUAAGUUGACGAGAAUUCCACACCAUCAGUGACCAAAACAGCAUGAAAAACACGACUAAUCAUCACUGAGACCUCUGGAAGCAGUCUUAAUGGGAAACGUUUCAUAUCACGUUGCAGCAUCUUGUCCUUGAAUAUUUUUUACGCAAAUUACCGCAGUUUUCAAGGAAUUUUCAUGAUUCCGGUGGCAGAUUAACAAAAAUUCAACAACAUCAGUGGCAAAAACCAGACAACCAUUACUAUAUCCUUUGAAAACAGUCCUGAGAAGAAACGUUUAAAGAACACGAGCCAUCUGAACCAAGACACACACACACAAAAGAAAGUCAAGUUAAUCCCUGGCGUGGUCGUGGCUUGCUAUGGAUUCCCGGCAGUUACUCCUAUACACUUAUGCAUGUGAUGUGUCGCGGCUUCACAGUGAUAUGUAUAUUUAGUGACAGUGAGAUGUGAGCUGUUGUGGGGAGGUCCAAGUCAAAGAGGAACUGUGAUAAUGUGCUUAAGAGCCUCGUGUGGGAGGGCGUGGGGGCGUGGGGGUGUGGGGGUGUGGGGAGGACCGUUAGGCUGGCCAGGGUAGGGGCGGGGUGCUCCUGCCUCCUGCCUCCUGUCCUGCUGCCCGGCCGGGAAACUUGCUCAUGAAGAGAGAAGGUGCUGUAAACAUAGAAGCAGCCGGCUGUGUGUGUGUGUGUGUGUGUGUGUGUGUGUGUGUGUGUGUGUGUGUGUGUGUGUGUGUGUGUGUGUGUGUGUAUGUGUGUGUGUGUAUGUGUGUGUAUGUGUGUGUGUGUGUGUGUGUGUGUGUGUGUGUGUGUAUGGUGUCAGUCAUUUAAGUGGUUUCAAUCCCCCUUUACAUACUUAUAAUACUACUACAGUACAGACAAUUGCCUACAAGAAGCCUAAACGUGAUCAUACUACAGUAAUGUAUAAGUAUGUACACUACUACACUACUACAGUACGUAAGUGUGUUGGUGCUCUCCAUAAGUUUUUUUAGGAGUUACUAUUUAAUUGUUGCUGAUGUUUGUAUGUACGUCAGAUUUGCUUCAUUCAGUCAGUCAGUCGGUUAGCCAGUCUGUUUUGUUAGUAUGUAUGUGUUUGUUUAUUUGCGUCUGCCUGUGUCUGUCUGUCAGUCUGUCCCGCGACGGUCUGCCUGUCUGUCUGCCAUCACGAGCAAAUAAAAAGCAUAAUACAAAGCAGUCUACAAUAUGCCAAAAAAUACAUAUAA
Messenger RNA from Scylla paramamosain (green mud crab), 4187 nucleotides. RefSeq names its product leukocyte elastase inhibitor-like. Gene Ontology annotation, molecular function: serine-type endopeptidase inhibitor activity. The transcript is spliced from 7 exons. The record is from RefSeq and is a predicted model, not a curated record. Lineage: Eukaryota; Metazoa; Arthropoda; Malacostraca; Decapoda; Portunidae. The coding region runs from base 761 to 1966 and encodes 401 amino acids.